CCGGUUUCCCGCGGUCGGAGCUGGCGCGGGCGGAGGCGAAUAGCUCUUAAAGGGCCAGCCCACGCUCGUCCUUUUGUUCCGGGGCCGCAGGGCGGGGCAGGCCCAACUUUCGGUGUCUCCCAGUCUGCUCUCCCGAACGGCCAUGAUUUCCCAGUUUUUCAUUCUCUCCUCCAAGGGGGACCCGCUCAUCUAUAAGGACUUCCGCGGAGACAGUGGCGGCCGGGACGUGGCCGAGCUCUUCUACCGGAAGCUGAUGGGACUGCCCGGAGACGAGUCUCCAGUUGUCAUGCACCACGAUGACCGUCAUUUUAUUCAUAUCAGGCACAGCGGCCUCUAUUUGGUGGCCACGACUUCUGAAAACAUUUCUCCCUUCAGCCUCCUAGAGCUGCUCUCCCGGCUGGCCACCCUCCUGGGCGACUACUGCGGCUCCCUGGGUGAGGGGACCAUCUCCCGCAACGUGGCUCUUGUCUAUGAACUCCUCGAUGAAGUGCUGGACUAUGGCUACGUACAGACCACGUCCACCGAGAUGCUGAGGAACUUCAUCCAGACAGAAGCUGUGGUCAGCAAGCCCUUCAGCCUCUUUGACCUCAGCAGCGUUGGCUUGUUUGGGGCCGAGACACAACAGAGCAAAGUGGCACCCAGCAGUGCAGCAGGCCGCCCUGUCCUGUCCAGCCGCUCUGAUCAGAGCCAAAAGAACGAAGUAUUUUUGGAUGUAGUGGAGAGGCUGUCUGUACUGAUAGCAUCUAAUGGCUCACUGCUGAAGGUGGAUGUGCAGGGAGAGCUCCGACUCAAGAGCUUUCUUCCCAGCGGCUCUGAGAUACGCAUUGGUUUGACAGAAGAAUUUUGUGUGGGGAAGUCAGAAUUGAGAGGUUAUGGACCAGGAAUUCGGGUGGAUGAGGUCUCAUUUCACAGCUCCGUACAUUUGGAGGAGUUUGAAUCUCAUCGAAUUCUCCGCUUGCAGCCACCUCAGGGCGAGCUCACUGUGAUGCGGUACCAACUCUCAGAUGACCUCCCUUCCCCACUCCCUUUCCGGCUCUUUCCCUCUGUGCAGUGGGACCGAGGCUCAGGCAGGCUCCAGAUUUAUCUGAAGUUACGAUGUGACCUGCCCCCAAAAAGCCAGGCUCUCAAUGUCAGGCUGCAUCUUCCCCUGCCAAGAGGGGUGGUCAGCCUGUCUCAGGAGCUGAGCAGUCCAGAGCAGAAGGCAGAGCUUGGGGAGGGAGCCCUUCGCUGGGACCUGCCGCGGGUGCAAGGAGGCUCUCAGCUCUCUGGCCUUUUCCAGAUGGAUGUCCCGGGCCCUCCUGGGCCGCCUGGCCAAGGGCCUUCCACUUCCACUCCUCCUCUGGGGCUGGGCCCUGCAAGCCUCUCCUUUGAGCUUCCGCGGCAUACAUGCUCCGGCCUCCAGGUGCGCUUCCUCAGGCUUUCAUUCAGACCCUGCGGCAACACCAACCCUCACAAGUGGGUGCGACACCUAAGCCACAGUGAUGCUUAUGUCAUUCGGAUCUGAGGCUUUCAAAACGAGGACACAGGGCAUCAAAUGACGUUGUCAUUUCCAACGUUUUGGCCCCAGCCAGAGUCCUGAGUCCUAGGGCCCAGGAAGGCUCCACAAUUCAACUCUCCUGUGAUACCUGACACAGGAAGGACUGAGGUAGAUCAGAACUUACAAAUCAAACUUUUAUUCUGAGAACUUGCUGUACAAUAUCUAAAAAGAAAGUGAUGUGAGGAAGCAGAUCACUAUUUCCAUCCACGCAGCACACACACGCACGUGUGUAUAAGACACACCAGCAGAGAAAGUCGACGUGUGGCAGCAUCAAGGUGCAGGCUGAGGGGAGCCAGGUCCAGCGGGCUGGGAACCAUUAGCUUUUGGAGUCCCUGGAGCUGGAGGAGAGCUAUCCCCAGUUUCUAGUUUUCCCCCACAGAGGGUACUGCCCCCAAGAGGGGAAGGUGCUGAGGACUGGGGAGGAGCUGGAGAAGGAUGAGAGGUGGGGCCUCCUUUGCCCUCCCCAGCUGUGGGGAGAGAGACCACAAUGUACUUCUGGACACUACCCGGCCCAGAGGGAGCAGUGCUAGGGGGUGCGGUUGUGGCGGUGGAGACCAGCUUGACGAUGGGCUGCACGCUGGGGACUGUGGUGGUGACAGGGGACGUGGUGGUAGAGCCUGAGCCAGGGGCCGAGGUGCUGAGGGACAGGACCUGGUGAAGAAAGGAAAAGCAUUGCCAGCUGCCCUGCGUCCUCCCAGGCUCCAACUGAAUACUGAGCCCUGCCUUUGUCAGGAGCCUCAGAGCCUUGUGAGGAUGAGCAGCCAGAGCUUCAUGGGCCCCUGGGAAGUGCCCCUUCCAGUUCCAGGUGGGGACUAGGCUUUCCUCUGCAUUCAUGCAUGUGCAUCAACACACCUGCUCUGAGGGAACCUCUCUGCCCCUUGCCGUACAGCUUGACUUACCUGUUGGGUGGAUGAGGCACUGGAGGAGGACAUUACAAUGAACUUGGUUGGAGGAGGGGAAGGCUGAGGUGGGGCAGAAGCUCGUGUAGACACCAGUGUCUGGACGGGCAGUGUGAUGGAGCCAGGGACCUUCAGCAAGCCAGGGGUCCGAGGGCCAGGCUGAGGGGCCUGUGAGAGGGUCAGUGUGGGCCGUGGCUGCAGGAAGGCGAGGCAAGAAGAAAAUGUCAACAUCUAAGAAAAAGAGGGACUCCUCCUGCCCCUCCUCAGCAGGUCUUAGGGGCAGCAGCAUCUUUACUAAAGGAGCCUAGAUCCCCCAGACUGCUGACCUCAAAGGCCCUGCCCCACCCCUCACAGUUACUCAUUUCAUCUCCUCUCCCUCCCACAAUGUUGCUGACCUGAGUGAUGGUCAGUGUGGUCCUGUUGACCUGCUGAGCCUGCAGAGCAGCCUGGGCUCGGGCCUUGACCACAUGGGAACAGAGGAGGGGACCAAGAGACCCAAAUUCUGCCCGAUAGGCAUCCUGAUUGUCAGGUGGUGGGCGAAGCUUUACAAAAACAGGGGCACAGUGCUUCUGCAGAGAAUGCAAAGAAGAGCCAGUUAGAGGACGAGCUGGGACUCAGAAGUGUGAUGGGGAAGGGGUGAGAAAAGAGGCUGCCCAUUCAGUAUGUUUGGGGUAGCCUGUUGUUUCAGUGGGACCCAUUAGGGGCCAAACUGUCCAAUAGUGGGGUUAUGAGGAAUGUGGUGGUUUUUCUUCAUGUGAAAACCCAGGUACCAAGUGUACAUGGAGAGCCUUUUGAAUACACUAGAAAUAUCAAAGGGGGGCAGCGGGGCCCUCAGGUGUGUCACACAGUGCUGCAACACUGAGGACAGUGAGUCUAGAAGUCAUGGUAGAGAGUUAAGUCCUCUUAUUUCUUAAUUACCCGUCUGUGUCUUAGUCUUUCUGUGAAACAGUUGGUGUGAGGUAUGCUCUGAAUGUAUGAGGCAAGAGUGGCACAUGAAUUAAAGAUACCACGUGCUUGCUAAACCUUGUCCC
This is a messenger RNA of Talpa occidentalis (Iberian mole), 3467 nucleotides long. It is a transcript of the gene AP4M1, whose product is annotated as adaptor related protein complex 4 subunit mu 1. The transcript has 15 exons. Gene Ontology annotation, cellular component: cytoplasmic vesicle; clathrin adaptor complex; trans-Golgi network. The record is from RefSeq and is a predicted model, not a curated record. Gene Ontology annotation, biological process: protein targeting; Golgi to lysosome transport. Lineage: Eukaryota; Metazoa; Chordata; Mammalia; Eulipotyphla; Talpidae. Bases 143 to 1504 code for a protein of 453 amino acids.